Perca fluviatilis (European perch) is the source of this 519-nucleotide messenger RNA. Its product is annotated as low affinity immunoglobulin gamma Fc region receptor II-a-like. Lineage: Eukaryota; Metazoa; Chordata; Actinopteri; Perciformes; Percidae. Gene Ontology annotation, molecular function: transmembrane signaling receptor activity. The record is from RefSeq and is a predicted model, not a curated record. Gene Ontology annotation, biological process: cell surface receptor signaling pathway.
AUGCAGAUUUCCCUUCGUAUUGAUCCAAACAGACUACAGUUCUUUGAAUAUGAAUCCAUCUCAUUUUAUUGUGAGGGUUUCCGCGGUACAACGGAAUGGAGAGUGAUGAAAAAGAUUCUCUCGAAUACUACUCGAUGGGCUACAUCGAAAGGGUUCUUGAACAUUAAAGUAGCCUUUGAAUCACACAGUGGAGAAUACUGGUGUGAAAAUGGAGAGGGAGAGAGAAGCAACAGCGUUAACAUCACGGUUACUGCUGGUGAUGUGAUCCUGAAGAGUCCUGCUAUCCCUGUGAUGGAACAACAGACUAUCACUCUGCGCUAGAAAAAGGUGACAUCCGACAGCCUCGCAGCCGAUUUCUACAAAGAUGGCCACUUCAGUGAGACUGGAUACACAAGCCAGAUGACCAUUCACAAUGUUUCCAAGUCCAAUGAAGGACUUUACAAGUGCAAAAUCAGCGGAUUUCGAAGAGCAUCACCAGAGAGUAGGCUGGCCGUCACAGGCACAAUUCUGAUGAACUGA